GAUUAAUAUCUACGUGACUGUAAUACAGCGUCAGUCUUCGGAUAUCACACUUAAGCAUUGAAAUUCAAUACUUUCCACCGUAUCACCGGUUGAAAUUUACCUUAGAAACUCACUUCAAGUCCCUAGUUCAGCGACUAACUAAAGUAAGAAAAGAACUGGACUCCACGUCACAUUCACUCUCUUUCACACUCCUUCCUUAGACCUGUUCUCUGCAAUUUUGACCAACAACAUCAAACCCUAGCCAGCGAGCUUUGCCACUUUUAGUCCCUAGGCUCAUUGGGCCUGAAUCAUCCACGAUGGCCCCCGAACUAAGCACGUUCGAGGCACGGAGGAGAGCAAACGUGGUGAACAAUGCCAAGCUGUUAAAGGACUCGGCCGAAGUCGCAGCCAAAAUGCGCAGGGCCGCAGCUCCACCCCCGAGGGCGGCUUCUGCUUCCAAGAAGAGGAAAGCUGCCGAACCAGCUCCUCGCACAAGAGUGAUGCCUACCCGUCAAAGCGCGAGAUUGGCGGGAGCAGGUUCGGAUACCAACGGAGAUGGUCUCGAACUAAAGGAUAUCCCCGCCGAGUUGAAGCCACCCGAGCCCAAGCGCAUUCGCACAAGUGGCGACUUGCAACUCACAAACCUUCAAGUCGAAGGGCAGAGAUGGUCAAGCACCGGAGCGUUGGCUUCAUUUGUCCAGGGCGCUCGACCCGGUGUUCGGACCUUCACGGAAGAUGAUAUCAAGGAUACCUCGGAUAGCAAGUUAAAGGACUUAAGAAAGGAGAUGAGCGACCUCAAGCUGUACGAUGGCUGGGUACCUAACGAUAUCAAGAUUACCCCUGAACGUGUCUAUGCUCUCACAUUUCAUCCUAUUCAGGAUAAACCAAUCAUCUUGGCAGGUGACAAGAAGGGUACAUUAGGAUUUUUCGAUGCGUCACAAGAGACGCCUGCCCAGCCAGACGAAGAUGACGAGGACGAGAAUGUGAAGAUCCCUCUUCCCCAAGUUGGUGCCUUCGAAGUGCAUAGUAGGACCAUCUCGUCCAUAAAAAUACCCAUGUUCGAUCCGAAUUCGGUGCUUACCAGCUCCUAUGACUCCUCAAUACGUUGUCUAGAUCUGCAGUCCCAGGUCAGCAGGCAAUUAUGGGAACCCGAAGACGACUCCGUAGACGUGGGCAUUUCGUGUAUCGAUGUAUCACCCGAAACCAAAGAUGUCAUCCUUUUUUCGACGUUAGAUGGGUAUAUAGGAAGGUUAGACAGACGCUCGAAGGAGAAGGCAGAUAUGUGGAGUUUGUCCGACAAUAAGAUCGGUGGCUUUUCCCUAAACCCGUUACUACCCCAUCUCAUAGCAACGGCAUCCCUCGACCGGACUUUGAAGAUAUGGGAUCUGAGAAUGAUCAAGGGAAAAGGUGAACUUCGCCACCCAUCGUUGCUUGGCGAGCACCAAUCACGAUUAUCGGUCUCGCAUGCUUCCUGGAGUCGUGGUGGAUACUUAGCAACAUCGUCCUAUGACGACACGGUCAAGGUGUACGACAUGUCAGAUUCUAUGAAAUGGAAGCCUGGCCACGAUCUGUCCGAUAAACAGAUGACGCCGACGCAUUCGAUCCCACAUAACAAUCAAACUGGCCGCUGGGUGACGAUUCUCAAGCCGCAAUGGCAGACCAAACCAGCGGACGGCGUAGAGAAGUUUGCCAUCGCGAACAUGAACCGGUUCGUGGAUAUUUAUGAUAGCGAGGGGAAGCAGCUGGGACAGCUGGAUGGUGAGGGUAUUACCGCCGUGCCUGCUGUUGCGGAAUUCCAUCCUACGUUGAAUUGGCUGGCUGGCGGAACUGGUAGUGGAAAGCUGUGUCUCUGGAUGUAAGAAAGGUGGCGGAAAUGGAUCAGAUUAGAGGGAAUCAAAUGCAUUCAUCGCUCUGGAGGACUAUGGGCUAUAAAAGGUAACCUGAUCGCGACACUCGUAUAUACCUAAUUAUGGGCUCGCAAUAGGAGUUUCGGCGUUGACGUGACUAGCAAAAGGUUUGGGGACGGCCACCUAGUUUAAUAUCAUGUUCCAACAAUACCUACCUAGGUACACAAACCUCGUUUUAUUGAUAUUUAACCCGUUACCUAUACGAGCUUGAUUUCCUGCCGUUCGAUGUCCUCCCAAAACUUCCUCCCUCCUAGGCCCUUAUUUUCAGAAUAGAAAAGUCCGACCUUCUCAAAUCCUCCCCCGUCAUCUGCUUCCAUA
Molecule: messenger RNA, 2204 nt
Organism: Annulohypoxylon maeteangense
Lineage: Eukaryota; Fungi; Ascomycota; Sordariomycetes; Xylariales; Hypoxylaceae
Product: WD repeat-containing protein NCU09302/NCU11420
Exons: 3
Coding region: 297-1838 (513 amino acids)
Biological process (GO): regulation of DNA damage checkpoint
Cellular component (GO): nucleus
Molecular function (GO): protein binding; DNA binding
Source: RefSeq, a predicted model, not a curated record